UUGCAUGGGCUGGUGUUCGAAAGAGAGGAGCGUUGUUUGUUUUCUUCAGAGAGAGAACUGAACACAGAUUCCGCCACUGGAGAAAAUCCAAAGGCACACACAUCAACUUCUUUACAUCUGAGUGCUCAUUUUAUAUCAGCCGAUUUAAAAAAAGAACAACAUUUCAGGCAGAAUCAAGACUGACAAGACAACACGAGAAGACAGGACUAAAUGGCGUCUGAGGGGUUCUUACUGGAGGAUGAUGAGCGCCGGAUCGUCCUGCUGGGAGGAAGAUGGGGCGGGAAGAGUUCUGCAGGAAACACGAUCCUGGGAGAACACCGGUUUGAUUCCGGAAGACAAAGAACAGCAACGAGCGACAGCCGCCAUGGAACAGUGUCCGGCAGGAAGCUGGUCGUGGUCGAUACGCCCGGAUGGAAAGGUUAUUUGUAUUUGAGGGAAACCACAGCGUCGGAUAAAGAACAGAUCAAACAAAGUGUAUGUAAAUGCCUUCCUGGACCCCACGCAUUCCUCCUGGUCAUUCCCCUGGAUUCGGGUUUUGACGAGGAACACAAGAGAUCACUGGUAGACCACCUGAAGCUUCUCGGUGAUAGAGUCUGGAAAUACUCCAUGGUGCUGUUCACCUGUGGGGACUGGCUGAGAGAAAAAACCAUUGAGGAGCACAUCAAGGCGGAGGGUGCUUCUCUACAGUGGCUGAUAGAGAAAUGCAGAAAUAGAUUCCAUGUUCUCUCCAAUAAGAACAAAGAAGAUCCCACUCAGGUCACACAGUUGCUGGAGAAGAUAGACGAGAUGGUGGCAGGAAACGAUGGCGGCCAUUUUGAAGUUGAUGAACGCACUCAUCAGACAAUGUUGAAAAAGAAUAGGGAGGUUAAAGCAAAAGCAGAGGAGAGGAAGUUGGAGACGGACAGACGCAGAGAGCAGUUGAGGGGACUCAUCCAGGGGCGAGAGCAGCCCCCAGAACUCAGGGUGGUCCUGCUGGGGAGCAGAAAUGCUGGAAAGAGUGCGUCUGGAAACACAAUCCUGGACCGCGAGGAGUUUGACUCUAAGAAAGGGACGUCAAAGUCUGUGGAGAAACAUGUCCAUGUUGAAGGGACAGCCAUAACCAUAGUCGACAUGCCGGGCUGGUGGAAAGGUUUCUCUGUCCACGACACAACCAAGCAUGGGAAGCAGGAAUUGAAAUGGAGUGUGUCUCUGUGUCGGCCAGGACCCCACGUCUUCCUACUGGUCAUCGACUCGGAUAUAGCGUUCACAGAGAGGCAUGGAGAAGCCGUGGAGGAACACCUUCAGCUCAUCGGCGGGCCUGUCUGGCGCCACACCAUGAUUUUAUUCUCCCGGGCUGAUUGGCUAGGAGCCAAAUCCAUCGAGCAGCACAUAGAGGGGGAAGGGAAGGCUCUUCAGGGGCUAGUGGAGAAGUGCGGGAACAGGUACCACGCUCUCGAUAACAAGAACAAGGACAACAAGGCCCAGGUGUCAGAGCUGCUCCAGAAGAUCAAGGAGAUGGUGGCGGGAAAUGGCGGGAGCUUCCAUGCGGUGGACGAGAAGGCUCUGCAGUCCAUAGAGGAGGGCAGGAAGGAGGUGGAAGAGAACGCCAAGAAGAGGAUGACAAAAGUCAAAGAACAGAGGAAGAGAUCCCAAGGAGAGUUAAUCUUUGGCAUGAGAGCCGCACCUGGUCAAGGGACAAACUAUUACCUUCCUGAGAUGAGGGUGGUCCUGAUGGGGCAGAAGUCAUCGGGGAAGAACGCGUCGGGGACCACCAUCCUGGGCCGAGAGGAGUUCCCCACCACUGAGUCUGUGCAAUGUGAGAAGGAGGAGGGCUGGGUUUUAGGGAGACGGCUCACAGUCAUAAACACCCCAGGCUGGCACGAUAAUCCAGCACAGUGCACCUUGGAGCAGGAUAAAGAGAUCAUGAAGGGACUGUCUCUCUGCCCCCCGGGACCCCAUGCCCUCCUGCUGGUCAUCCCCGUUGACGUGGCCUACACAGAGAGACACCAGAGGGCGCUGCAGGAUCAUCUGCGUUGUCUCGGGGAGGAGGUGUGGAGGCACACCCUCGUGCUGUUCACCUACGGGGACAGGCUGGGCGCGACGGCCUUGGAGGAGCACAUCGAGCGGGAGGGCUGGCCCCUCCAGUGGGUGGUGGAGAAGUGCGGUAACAGAUACCACCUCUUUGACAACAAGAGCAGUGGCUCCAGCAGUCAGGUGGCUGAGCUGCUGGAGAACAUAGAGGCGAUGGUGGCAGGAAAUGACGAGGAGCAGUUCUCCCCUGACAUGCGCCAGGUCCACCGUGAGGUGGAGAACACGUUCAAGAGGAAGGUAACUGAGGAAAUGAAGGUUUCCUUCAUGGAGGAAAUGAACAGAAGGGAACAAGAGUUUGAGGAGGAAUGGAGCAGGAGGGAGAAAGAACUCAUUGAGAAGUUCAGAGAGACACUUGAGAAAGACACAGACGAACGAAACUCAAAGGAAGGCAAAGUUCGGAAGGAGCAGAGACAAAAACAGGAGAUUACAAAAAUAAUCAAAGAUGUUACGGCAGAACUGGGCAAAAGGAAUUGGCAGGACCAGCAGACACUCCAGAUGAAGACCAGCCGAGACAACAAACCCCCAAAACUGGGCGGAGGGAAGGUCUCUCAGAAUAGCAGCUCAGACUUACGUUUACAGAUGAGGACCAGCAUUGAUAUUUACCCACCCAGCAUAGGUGGCAGCACUAGGCACAUGCAGACAGAGAACAGUGCAGACAGGCAGCAUGCCCUGAGGAGGAUGUCUUGGCCGUUCUCCACCUCUUCAACCACCUCAGUUGGACAGUAGGUGGCAGCACUGGGCACAUGCAGACAGAGAACAGUACAAACAGGCUGCAUGCCCUGAGGAGGAGGAAGAUGUGGUCGCCCUUCAUCUCUUCAGCCACAUCGAUUGGACAAGAUUCUGGAAUUCAUUCCAGAUUGGGUUCCUUCAGCACCUCCGAGUGCCAGGCCGAGAGAGACGCAUCACUUCCUCCCGGGACAGGAAGCAGGUAGCCAAGGCGGGACACCCAGCACGCGCCUCUCUCCAAAGGGGCGGGGCAGCUGGGGCAGUGCUUCUCAUUCUGCCCUUUAGGGAGCCUGGUGGCUAGCUUAGCUUGCUAGCCACCUGGGUGAGCUGUAGCUCCCUGCAGCAGGCCUUGGUGCACUGAUGGAGACCAUGGGACUGUGCAACCCCUGGUUCUGUGGCCGUAGCCUUUGGACCAGACUGCAGGAGGGACUAUGGGGUUUUGUAUCUGCGGACAUUUUAAAAAUAAUCCCAAAACGUGCAUUAUCACCGGCUCACUGGUGUUUUAAAAAGCACCUUUCAACUGACUUACAGUUACAGUGAGAAAAUAGACAGCAUGCCUGCUGCUUAUUAUAUGCUCGUCUUUAUGACAUCAUAUUAUUUAUUUUAUUUAUUAUUCUAGUUAUCAGUCUAUGAACAGUCUGAGUAGCCUUCGGAACAACUGAUUGCAUUAUGAACCUAAACACUGAUGGGUAUGAAUGUAUUUCUGGCCAUGAAUGUUCAUGAAUGCUCAAUGUUCAUGAAUUGCUGAUUACAUUGCAUUACAUUGGCAUUUGGCAGAUGCUCUUAUCCAGAGCGAUGUACAGUUGAUUAGACUAAGCAGGAGACAAUCCUCCCCUGGAGCAAUGCAGGGUUAAGGGCCUUGCUCAAGGGCCCAACGGCUACACGGAUCUUAUUGCAGCUACCUUGCGACCUUGCGUGUCCCAGUCAUUUACCUUAACAACUACGCUACAGGCCGCCCUGUGACUAUGUGAAAUCUAUGAUAAACCCAUAACAUGCCAGUGCUGAUGUACAUGAGGCUUGUUUCUACUGGGACUGGAGAGGAACAGGGGAUGGUGGGGGAGUGCAGGAUUUGUUGUGUACAAAAUAAAACAAACUUAAAAAAUGAAAGAAGAUGUCUUUAUUCUGUCGAGACCAAAGUCCACUUCACUGGCCAGCAGAAAAUGCCAUUUUAUACUGCUGCUACACCCAAUAUCAUACCUUUGUCUCAGUGACUCGUGUGGUAUUAGUGAAUGGUCUUCACACAAGCGUCCGUGAUGUGUAAUGCCUGAUUUCCUCCAUGAGUUGAAUGUUAGAGGUUUAUUUUUAAUUUGAAAGACAGCAUUAUGCCAUAUUGGUGUGAAUUUAUUUGGGAUUAGCCGAUGACCUCUGAUUUGGUUGAGUUUUCACGAAGCUGUCAGAGUCACGGCUAUUAAAGGUUUCAUUUUUUAAUUGUGUUUUCUAAUUGGCUUUGAGAGAAAUGGGAGAUCUAGUAGUGAUAGAUUUUUGGCAUUCAUAUUGUUCAAUGUCCAGCCAUGGGUGUUGUUUUUGUUGGUCUCCCUGUAUCCAAUUAUUAAUGUGUUGAAGAUGGGUGGUCAGAUGACAGACUUUUGGGCUGAUAACCCUACAUGGUCUUUGGGUUUCUGUCGUGUGGAUAGUUUACUAUAACUAUAGCAUUCAACAUACAAUAAAAAAUGCUGAAGUAGCAGGAAAUAUCAGGGAUAUGUAAAAGUAUUAAAUUAUUAAUAUCUGGCAUUAUCACUCAGGGCUGGUCAGCUUGCUGGCUGCCUCUGGUAUUGUGGCAAAAUGUGGCUGUAAAGUAAUUUAACCCAGGAGCAUGCACCAUUAACCCCCACUAUCUCCGCACCCAUACGGGCAGGAGCCUGUGGGGGAAGACUCAGGCCUCCAGCCGUAAAACUUGUUACGACGGGGCAACAUCCUUUACGGCACGGGAAGGUUUCAGAGGGCACGGCCUGUUGGGCCCAUUAUUCCCUUCGAACCCCCCUUUAUUGCUCUCUCCCUCUUUGCUCAGUCACUAAAUGAUGUGUACAGCACUGGAUGUUUCAUGACAAAGUCAGUUUAGAUAAUAUUCAUGUUUGGUAUUAUUCUGAUUGUUUCAGUGCGACUGGUGCAAUGGUUUUAUUUCUGCAACAGCAAACCCUGGACAUCAUAACCAACCAGGAGCCAGAGAAAAACUGUGUGGAGCUCUGCCCCAGUGAAAGCCAUGUGCCUCAACCCCCUGCGCUUCCUGGGGAGGCGUGGCUCCAAAUUACAGAUGGGUGACCCAUUUUUUCAAAGGCCAGAUUUCAGUAAUUUCUACGUACAGGGUGUCUGUAGCCAGACUCCCGUAUGUAGCUUUUAUUACCAGGUAUGACUUUUAAGACUCCUUAAUUUGGUUUCUGUUGUAAUGUUUUUUGAUUUGGAACUUGUAUGUAAUUACGUGUACGUAACCUGCCUGAUAAAAUAAAUUGUUAAAACUU
Molecule: messenger RNA, 5252 nt
Organism: Conger conger (European conger)
Lineage: Eukaryota; Metazoa; Chordata; Actinopteri; Anguilliformes; Congridae
Product: GTPase IMAP family member 8-like
Exons: 8
Coding region: 211-2796 (861 amino acids)
Molecular function (GO): GTP binding
Source: RefSeq, a predicted model, not a curated record